This is a messenger RNA of Episyrphus balteatus (marmalade hoverfly), 1410 nucleotides long. RefSeq names its product heterochromatin protein 1 (gene Su(var)205). Gene Ontology annotation, cellular component: nucleus; pericentric heterochromatin. Gene Ontology annotation, biological process: negative regulation of transcription by RNA polymerase II; chromatin organization. The coding region runs from base 267 to 1046 and encodes 259 amino acids. The transcript is spliced from 4 exons. The record is from RefSeq and is a predicted model, not a curated record. Lineage: Eukaryota; Metazoa; Arthropoda; Insecta; Diptera; Syrphidae. Gene Ontology annotation, molecular function: chromatin binding.
UCAAUUAUAUUUGCGAGAAGAGGAAUGUGCUUGUGUUUUAUAAAAAAGUUUUCGAACUCUGGAUUUUUUUGUUAAAAAAAAAUAUAUAUAAUAUAAAUUCAUUAAAAAAAUCUAUAAUUUAUCACAUAUUUGCCUCAUUAAUGUUAUCUAGUUUAUUUUAAAAAAAAGUUUAUCACAUUCGUAAAGCAAUUAAUUGACGACGAAAUAUCAAUUCGAAAAACAACCGGCGCAAAAAAAAAAAACACAAAAUUUCCGACAAAAAUAAAAUGCGUUCCAAGAAGGGAUCCACAGAAACGAAGAGUGUCGAAGGCGGCGAAGACCCAAAGAAAGCCUCAUCCACGCCUCCCACAGAUGAAGAGUCUUCCGAAGAAGAAUACGCUGUCGAAAAAGUCGUAGACCGAAGGACGCGCAAGGGAAAGAUUGAGUAUUUUCUAAAAUGGAAAGGCUAUCCGGAUGAGGACAACACUUGGGAGCCAGUUGAGAAUCUCGAUUGCAAAGAUUUGAUUGCUACUUACGAAGCUGAUCGCAAGAAGCGCGAAGAGGAGGCAGCUGAGAGCAGCUCAACAAAAUCAGAUAAGGCAAAGCCAGCAUCGACUGCUAAACCCGGCUCAAAACGCAAGUCCGAUGAAACAACAAAUUCAAAGGAAAAAGUCAACAAUACGUCAACAUCAACGUCGGCUAAACGAAAAAAAGCUGACGAUCACAACCAGGACUCGAACAACAGUACGGCGACAAACAACACAGCAACAAAUAACAAAAAGAAAGGACGAAGAGAGUCAUCAAAAUCCGAUUCGGAUAAUGAUUCACCAGUAAAUGAUGCAAUCGGAGCAAUGAAACCCGAAAAGAAUGGCUUCGAACGCGGACUCGAUCCGGAGAAAAUUCUCGGAGCAUCAGACUCCACCGGAAAGCUUACCUUCCUCAUUCAAUUUAAGGGCGUCGAUCAAGCCGAACUCGUGCCGGCUACCAUUGCCAACAUCAAAUGUCCUCAACUGGUGAUAAAAUUCUAUGAAGAGCGACUGUCGUGGUAUUCGGACGGUGAAGAUUAAACACGUUUACAAUGCGUGUCCACAUUACAAGUGACGAGGAUUGUCCACGUCCAAGUUAUAGUUAUAUAAUAAAAUAUAAACAAAAAUCAAUUUGUAUACUUUCCAAAAUGUUAUCAAUCAUACAAAUCUGGAGGCAUACAUCAUAACAAAACAAAAACAAAAAAUCAUAACGCGGAAUAACCUUCCUCACGACAAAAAACAUUUCAAUUUUAUUUAAUUCUUCUAACUCCUCUUGCAAAUCAAAGAGAACUUAGAACAACAAGCAAAUCAACACCAACUAAUAGAAACUAAGCCUAUAUCGAUGAAUAAACAAAUUUGUCGUUUAUAGGACAAAAACUGCUCCUGAAAAAAAAAAAACAACAAA